UCGAAGAAGUUCAGGCAUUACGGGAGACAUAGUACAACUUUUACGUAGUAAGACUGUUAAUUUCUGCAAAUCCCUGUCAAAGGCGAUAAUCUGAAUGAAAAGCUUGCUGUUUUGGAAUAAAGAUUAAAGAGAAGACCCUUCAAAGAUCUCUCUGAUAUGAGUAAAGAAAACAGCAAAGCUCCCCAUGAGCAGACAUUUCCGCCCCCUCCAACUCUUUCUGUACACAUCAAGGGAGAAUUCUCAGAAUACCGCACUGACACCUCUGUGCAGGUUUAACACGAUGCAGAGGAAACAACAAAACCCAGAGUUCACGUUACCAGAAAUGAGCCUUGCUGCAGGAUUUGUCACAAAAACUUUGCAAGCAUGUGGCAGGAUGACAAUGAAAUCUUGAUGCACCGCUCAGCAACACACACACACACGCAGCUCAGCAGCAGCGACUUUGGCAGCCGGUGUGCACUAUGAACGCAACGGAGAAUGUGUCUGAAUAUUAUGACUAUGAUUUCGAAUGCAAUGAAACAAGUUGGGUCUCCACCGGUGGGUCUAUGCUCAUCCCUGUUCUUUACUACAUCUUGUUCUGCGUGGGCCUAAUGGGAAACGGGAUCGUUCUCUGGGUUCUCCUCCGGUACACAAAGAUAAGGACUAUGACUGACGUGUUCCUGCUAAACCUGGUCCUGUCGGACCUUUUAGUGGCUGUGUCUCUGCCUGUCUGGGUCCACAUCGCCCAGAGCCUUCCAUCCUGCAAACUGGCUACUGGGUUCUAUCAACUGGGUUUCUACAGCGGGACAUUCUUUGUGACCAUGAUGAGCGUGGACCGCUACCUCGCCAUCGUCCACGCAGUGACAGCCAUGCGAAAACGGACCCUUCGCUACGGACUCAUCGCCAGCUUUACCACCUGGGUCACAUCUGUGAUCUUGGCAACUCCCCAAAUGGUCUUUGCCAGUUUAGAGUCGCCGGACAAUGGAAGCUUCCAGUGCCAUCCCAUCUACCCGGAGGAAACCGCAGAGUUGUGGAAAAUGCAGCGAAAUUUCACAGAGAACGUGGUGGCCCUUUUUGUCUGUCUUCCUGUCAUUCUUUUUUGCUACGUGAACAUCCUCAUAGUGGUCUCCAAAUCCAGGAACUCCAAAAGGGACAAAGCGAUCAAGUUGAUUUUCACUGUGGUGUGUCUGUUUGUGCUGUGCUGGGUGCCCUACAACAUCGUAGUCUUCCUGAAGACACUGCAAAUGAUCUCUGAAUACCUAAACAACUGCGAGUCGUCACAGGCCAUCGAUGCAGCCAUGACCUUUGCUGAGAUCAUCGCUCUGUCUCACUGCUGCGUAAAUCCAGUCAUCUACGCAUUCGUCGGGGAGAAGUUCAGGAAAACGUUGGCCAAAGUGCUUUCCAAGUAUUUCCGUUGGCAUUACCAGACCACCAGCCAAACCACAGACAACGAGACCUCCAACACGCCCGUACGAUCAGAAUAUUGAAACUGGGUCAUCAUUGUGAUCGAGGCGGGAUGUGCGGUGCAUUUUUGUUCUCUGCACCGAGAGACUAAAUAGAUAAAGAUGCGUGCCUGUGUGUGUGUGUGUGUUGGUGUGUGUGCGUGUGUGUGUGUGUGUGUAAGACAGCAUGGUGGCAGUGGUUAUGGCAGAGGGGGAAGGCACGCGGUUUCGACUCGCAAAGGUUUUGGCGCAUGUAUCAAGUUCUUCCUUGUCACAUGUGAGGUGAUGACUCAUUCGGAAAGUGUGCAAGAACUACCUGAAACAUUUAAAUGCAAACUCCAACCAACCCAUGUCUUUCUGUCGUUCUGUUCAGCAUUUAACAAGAAGUACAAUUGCAGAUAAAAAAACUUAAUCAUUUAAUAUAUAUAUAUAUAUAUAUAUAUAUAUAUAUAUGAUUUAA
Poecilia latipinna (sailfin molly) is the source of this 1878-nucleotide messenger RNA. Its product is annotated as C-C chemokine receptor type 8. Gene Ontology annotation, biological process: positive regulation of cytosolic calcium ion concentration; calcium-mediated signaling; G protein-coupled receptor signaling pathway. Gene Ontology annotation, molecular function: C-C chemokine binding; C-C chemokine receptor activity. Gene Ontology annotation, cellular component: external side of plasma membrane; membrane. The record is from RefSeq and is a predicted model, not a curated record. Bases 459 to 1463 code for a protein of 334 amino acids. NCBI's taxonomy places the organism in Eukaryota, Metazoa, Chordata, Actinopteri, Cyprinodontiformes, Poeciliidae. The transcript has 4 exons.